Molecule: messenger RNA, 2352 nt
Organism: Fonsecaea nubica
Lineage: Eukaryota; Fungi; Ascomycota; Eurotiomycetes; Chaetothyriales; Herpotrichiellaceae
Exons: 1
Coding region: 1-2352 (783 amino acids)
Source: RefSeq, a predicted model, not a curated record
AUGUUCACUCCGACGCAACCUCAUUUAGAUGGUGCCCCCGAAAUUUCUCAUGGAGCGCACUAUACGGCUCCCAGAUCUUGGAGCAACUUAAGGAGAUGGAGUGUACAAAAGAGUCAAUCUAACGUCGUGCGCGAGCAAGAGCAGUCAAGCAGCAACAACUACAACCACUGUCACAUCAAUGCUGCAACUUCACAGCCAUGGCGUCCAAAAGUCCUCUCUUUCCUCAAACACAUCUUAGUAUUAGUCGCCUUCUCCCUUCCGAUCAUCUUCUUCGCCCUCGUCACCAAAGUUCCAAAAUGGUAUGCCUUUGAGGCCGAUUACUGGGUAUCAAAUGCCUUCACCCACUGCAACUUCAAUGGACAGUUCACACCCUAUGACAAACCAUCUAUUAGCCUUUGGGAUCCUUCGGGAUUCUUCUAUAUCACCGUCUCCUGGGGGAAAAUGGCGUUCUCAACAGCAAAAUUCAUCGAUAUCGUGUGGGACAUUGUCGUUGGGCGCGGAGGACAGGCUUUCCUGGCCGUGGUUACUUUCCAGGUCUCGUCUCAAUAUUUGGCCUUGGCUAUGCGCGAAGCCCCCGUCUCUUACAACACUUUCGAAUCCUUGGCUUUCGUGCCUCCAAGCCUGAUCAGGACAGGGCGGUUGGCCGUUGACUUGAUGACGAACCGAGGUUGGCGAGCAAGGUUGAUCAUGGUUUGGAUCAUACUGAGCUCUCUGUUCGUCCUCAGCUUUUCAAGUCUAAUCACGGCCAUGUCCGGUUAUAGCAGCGAUAUCAGCGCAGUUAUGACCGAUUAUGACAACGAGUCCAUCCAGUGGGCAAACUUUCAGGUGGUCCAAUUUGCGAUCAACGACGCGGAACGACUUGGAAUGUCUGGGCCAAUGUAUGUUACGGUGGGCGAUACCUGUGUUAAGCAAGGAUUUCUUGACGAUGACGAUGACGACGACGACGACGACGACGGCAAUAGCGGCAACUACAAGCAUAGCGAUAGUCCAUACUCGGGCAAGACUCGCAGCCGCCGGCGUGACAGUGAUAACUCGAGCCACGGCAAAGUCAAUUGGGAAUACGUUCCUACCAACUGCACAACAUUCUGGCAUGUUGUCCAGUAUGUGAGCAUGUAUGGCCUCAACGCGGACAACCACACCGAAAGCAACAUUACCCUUGACGGACAUAAGUACACGGUUGCUGCUCCAACGCUCAACAUCACGACCUCAUACUCGCCCGUUGCUCUGUCCACAUUAACAACAUAUCUGACCACCUUUUCGAUGUCGUCCCCUCCAGCUCCUGGGGCAUUGGAUGCCGUCUCGCAGCUGACAGACUUCACCUUUUGGUUGUACGAUAACGAAACCUAUCCGCUCUCCUAUGUUCUGGACAAUGCGUCCUGCCGAUACUCGAGGUGGCAUAACUGGGGCUUCUCGUUCCUCUUCCUGUUCAUUACGUCACUGCUGCUCGCGCUAUGGGCAAUUGGAACCUAUGCGUUAUGGCUAUACACUUACCUGAACCGUCCUCAGGAUGGCAUCCCCGGAGAACAGACGACAGGCGGCAUCUACAGGUCGAGCUGGUCGCUUGUUGAAGCUAUGAAGAGAGACGUGGGGCCAAAUGCUGUAACUCCCGACUUGGGAGAGGGCGAGAUCCGUGGAUUGGUGAGACGGCGACCCGGGCGUCUCAUUCAAGGCGUGGGGGGCAUCAACCGGUAUCAACGACCAAUUCUCUCGGAAUCCGAGAAGGAUGCUGCAGUCUCUCCGUCUCUGAUCACCCCUAGCCAGAAAGACCCCAUGACGCGCCGGUCGAAUUUCCAUUCCUGGUUGUUUCCCUCAAACCGUCCCAAGCAGCGUUCUGCAGACGAAAUCUAUUCGCCAGCGAACAGUGUAUUCGCACAUGCGGACUCGACUUUCUCUUCAACGUCUCGUCAUCCGAUUCUGCACUCACCUGCUGAUCCUGGGAGGACCAUGACGAUGACCUCGCGCAUGUCGGGUUUUGCAACCCCUCGAACAGAGUCUGUGAGCUUUGGCUUUUCUCCCGCCGCUGAGGCAGACAUCUUGGAGGGCUCUGGCAUUGUGAGUGGCACUGAUCCGGUAUCUGGAGCCCCAGGCGGAACCGGAUCUGCCAGGAAAUCCCGCCCGAGACUUAGUUUAAGCCGAAUCAUCUCACCAGCAUCACACGGGAGCAACCCACGAACAGCGUCCGUGCUUUCUCCACCGACCUCUGCAGCGGCCAAGUGGGUCUACUCUUCUGAGCCUACGUCGGCGUCUGAAGAUGCUUCGACGAUGACCAUUUCUCCCAUUCACGAAGACCGAAAGCCCAAGCCAGGCGAGGACGGCGCAAUCACUUGGAGGAAUGAUCUGGGUGACGGUUGA